AUGUUUUCGCUUACGCAUGUGCUUAAGUUCUGGAAUUUACACAAUUCUAAAGAUCAGCUUAUACCUCAAUACGACCAUUUCGAAGAUCUACCAGAUCUCAGAUGGGUACUCGACUUACCACACGAAAUAAUACUUCUUAUUUUGAAAGAACUUUCGCCUUCAGAUCUUGUUGUCUUAUUGAAACACAAUUUCCCAUUUCAAGAUGAUGUACGAAAACAGAUUGCAAAAGGGCCAUUGUAUAUCGAUGACAUGCAGUGUCUGCCGUUAGCAAAGUCAGGUAGACUUCGUAUCGGCACUGAACGUUUCAAGAUGUUUGCAGACAAGUUUCCAAAUCUCAGGUUUGGAAAGCUUGUCACCAGUCAUAUUGUCUUGUCCCAAUUACAUAAUGAUAACCCCGAUGCUAAUGUUCUAGAGAGAGCAGACGAAAUCGAAAUUCAUGUAAGUGGGCUUUACCAGUUUUAUAGUACCAGUGAAGUGCCAAUUAAGUGUCGAUGUAGUUUUAUUCAAAAAAAGUGGGUAUUGGCUGGCUUGGACUUGGAUUCACUACCUCCAACAACGUUCGCUGUCACACAAGAGGUUAUACCAAGGAUGAUGAUUUACUAUUGUCUUAGAAGUGAGCAGAUCACUACUCCGAAUUUACCUACAAAUUUGAAGUUGCUUGAUUUCUCAACUUUAACAAUUGAUGAUAGGGACGUAGAUAUACUUCCCCAAUCCCUUGAAACACUAAGAAUUAACAUCUAUUCAGUCAAACAGGAAAUUGAUUUGUCUCAUUUGAUUAAUCUUAAACAUUUGACUCUUUCAACCAUUAAUAUAGAAUCACCUACUGACUGUAUUUUUCCUUCGAAAAUACAAGAGCUAGAGUUGAUAUGCCCAACCUUUAGAGACUAUGAAUCUUUGGAAAAGUACCACAGCUUGAAAUCACUUACAAUCCACCCGCCAAUAGAGACAACCCCAGUUUUGUUCAACAGGACUUCUUUGCCUCGAAAUAUUGACCUGCUUACCAUAAGAACAUUGCAUGCAACGACUGGAACACCAGUAAUUAUAAACGAAUUUGUACUUCCGCCAUUUUUGAAGGAGUUGAAAAUACAAGCUCAUGGCAAGCUUAGCUAUUUGGUUCUACCACCGUCUAUCCAUACCCUCGAGCUAAGAGACUUUACAGUUCAAAACUGUGGUAUUGAAAGCGUUAGAAAUCUAACCUUAGGACGUGGAAAUGAAAGUAUGUUUGCACAAAUACGUGAAAGCAAGGCAUUGCAAUCCUUGACUUUAUACGACUGUGACUUAAACUUGGAUAAACCAGUAAUUUUUAACUCAGAGCUCAAGGAGCUCUAUUUGAACGACUGUAACUUGGACUACACUACUGAAGAACUUGAAAAAACACUAAGUAACCUUGCCAAGUUAGAAGUACUCAGCAUAAAAGUACCGGAAUAUAAUGUUUUCCUUGCUGAGCCUCUAUUUAACCUUGUACAUUUGCCUCAGAAUUUGAAAGUGUUGAAAUUUGAAUCAAACCCCUAUUGGUAUUUGAGUAGCGUUAACCCUAGAACCCUUGAGAGCCGCGAACAUAUGAAUUUCUGUAUUCUUGCAGAUGAAUGUCAAUUACCACCAAAGUUAGAAGAACUUGAGAUUGUAAGCUCAAGCAUAAAACUUACCAAAGGACUACGAUUGCCAACCACUCUCAGACAUUUGUCGUUUCGGGGAUUUAAACAUAAAUUCAAAUUUUCUUCGCUUACGUUACCACCAUAUUUGGAAACCUUGGACUUGCUGGAAUGUAUGUUUAAUUUGGCCAAUACGAAAUUCCCACUGACAUUAAGAGAAUUUGAUCUUCCCGAUGCAUAUGAAUCUGCCAAACCUCUCAACUCUACUAACUUGGCGACACUAGAUUGGAUCAACUUACACAGUGACAACUACGGUUCCAUUAAUGGAAAGUUUUAUUAUAAUCAAGUCCCAUGGACCGAAAACGAAUUCGAUUAA
Scheffersomyces stipitis CBS 6054 is the source of this 1968-nucleotide messenger RNA. RefSeq lists its product as uncharacterized. The coding region runs from base 1 to 1968 and encodes 655 amino acids. NCBI's taxonomy places the organism in Eukaryota, Fungi, Ascomycota, Pichiomycetes, Serinales, Debaryomycetaceae. The record is from RefSeq and is a predicted model, not a curated record. The transcript has a single exon.